UUCGGGAUCUUUCCCUUUUGGUUUGUUCGGCUCUUGGAAACAUUGCCCGCUAAUCGUCAGCUGGUGAACUUGAAAAGUUUGCCCUCGGCUUUGUGUGGAUGCCAAAAAGAUGUUCGUCCUUUCCGCAUUCUUCCCUGCGUCCACGUGAUGUGUAGAGUGUUGGACAGAAAUCGCGUGUGUUGAUUCUACAAUUUUAAAAUGCUUUUUAGUUUUAAAUUCUAUUGAAUUGGUGACUGCCGAAUUGAGGUUACACGUGCAAUCCUUUUUUGUAGUGAGGUAUUCAAAUCUAGUGUGCCUCAAGCCGUACUCAUUUUGUUUCACAAGAUUUCGGAGACGUGAUCUAGGAACUAUUAUCUAUUGCUCAGCGUACAAUUUUUUAUUUUCCUGCAGAAAUGCUAAUGGCAUUCGUUGUUUGUGAAUAAAUACGUCGUUCCGCUUAUCAAUUUAUGACCAAAUGGACUUUUCUCUCUUUGAACUGAGUAUUACAAUAAUGCUCUAUACUUAACCGGUAUUUCUGAGUUUGCAAAUGCGAUUACUUCAAGCAUCGCUAAGGCGAGACACUAAUUUCGUACAAGCUUGGAGGUCCGGAACCGUGUUUAUAUGUCACUGUCAUGUCUCGAAUCGCGCCAUUUUCAUUAAUGGCAGGUUGUUUAUACAGUUGAAAGUCGACCUUUUUAUUUUCCUAUACUCAUUCCGAACUGGAUUGACUCUUGUGGUUUUAUUCUCAAUUUUAUGCUAUUUUAUUUGGUGUGUUUGUCAAACUGGAGAACGGAGAUGCGUGAACACCUUGAGGUUUUUAAACUCAUCUCUGAAUCGGAGCAAUGGACCCAGCUCUCUUCUCAGCUGGUAAUCUGUUCGCUGGUGACUCGGAUUCAGAUGAUUCUGCUGAUUCAGCUGGUGAUAGUGCGUUUGUCGAAAGAGAUCAUGAAUUUCAUGGCAUGACACUGAAGAUUCGGGAAUUUUCUUUCCACCAAGUUAAUGCCAAUUUAUUGUGGCCUGGAACUUGUAUUUUUGCGGAAUGGCUGAUCAAGCAUUCAACCCUGCUUUCUGGCCGUCGAAUUUUGGAACUUGGAAGUGGAACUGGGGCGCUAACCAUUUUUUUGAGGAAGACUUACGACCUCGACAUCACCACCUCCGACUAUGAUGAUGAGGACAUAGAAAGAAAUAUUCACUGCAACCAUAGAGCCAACGACGUAUCGGUCUCUCCUCACAUUCGCCAUACAUGGGGCGACAAAUUUCCAAUCGAAUGUCCAGAUUGGGACUUGAUAAUUGCGAGUGAUAUCCUGCUUUAUGUAAAGCAAUACGCAAAUCUCGUGAAGACACUGGUCUUUUUACUACAAACAUGGAAACCAAAGGCAGUUGGAGUGGAAGACCUAUCACCUGAUUCAAGUGGAACUACCGAUGGCGUUCCACACGCCCGUCACCAUCUUGAUUUAAAUUUGGGAGAAGAAAUGCUGAACGAUAGAAGGAAUAAUGUAACCAAUGUGCCUUUGUUUCUCCCUAAACCAUGCUUCCUUAUGAGUUGGAGAAGGCGAAUACCCAAAGAUGAUGAAGAUCAAUUCUUUCAUGGGUGUAGAGCUGCAGGUUUGUGUGUAGCUGAUUACGGGGCACGGGUUUACUGCAUCUACCCACGGCACGAAGUAGAAUAAAUUUUCAUGGUUUGGUCACUUAGACGUGUAUGAGAGAUGUUCAUUUCACGUUUCGUCUCACCUUUUGCAGUUUUCCAUAACAUGUAGGAGCUAUAUUUAUGUGGGCACUUGAGACCUUACUGCAGCUUUAGUAGUGAAGGUUUAUUACAUUUCAGGGCAUGUCAUUAUGAUCGAGAAAACGUUUUAUGAAUGUGAUCGUCCCUAACGGAGACAUCACCUUUUUGAGAUGGUCUACUAAAUAUCAUGACGUGUUUAUUA
Molecule: messenger RNA, 1907 nt
Organism: Physcomitrium patens
Lineage: Eukaryota; Viridiplantae; Streptophyta; Bryopsida; Funariales; Funariaceae
Source: RefSeq, a predicted model, not a curated record